AAAAAUUAUUUUAAUGAUAUUACUAUAUUCUAGGUGAAUCAAUAUUAGAAUGCCUCACCAAAACCUUUAUAUCUGUUUUUGAAAACUUAAACCAUUAUUGAUACAAUUAAUUUGAGCAAAUUUUUUUCAAGGACCAUAUUUGCUUUAUUUUGGUAAUAGAAAGCACCUUAGUUUUAAAUUCUAAUGCCUUUCCUACGUGGGUAAAACAAUAUAUACUUUAAGUCAGGUGAUGUCUUUCUCUUAGGAUUGAAACCUAUAUAAACUAAAGGUAAAAGGCCAGUUUACAUAGUAAGAAAAGUGGUGAGAAAAGAAAGUGAAUAAGAUUUUAAAAAUCAAUACAACAUUAAACUAAAAACAAUUAGUAGGGAAUUAUACUCAUUAUAUAAUUUCUGAGUGAAAAAAAAAAACUAAAUUUUAAGCCUCAGUAAAUUUGCUGUAUCUAGGUUCUGUUAGAAAAUGGGGAAUUCUAUAUAUCUCAUUUGCCCUGUAGUUACCUGAGAGAGGGGAAUAAAGGUUUCCUUCUCCAAGUAAAUAAUUAAGCAGCAUUUACCAGACCAGAGACAACACAUUUCUCAUUCAUGGCUUCAAUAAUCUCAAAGAGUUGGACUUUUUGGUCAUAAAAAAAUAUUUGUUGACUUACUUACUGAUGAAUGUUUAGGCCUGUGAACUGGAUUGAAACAGAUGAAUUUCCAUCAGGCAUAUGGUAUUAUUCCUGAAGAAGUAGGUAUUAACCUUGAGAAGCGACAUAGUUAACAAAGUAGGCCAUGCAAGACAGUGUAAUCAGAGCAGUACAGGUUGGAAGUCUGCUUUUUAUUUCGUCGAGGUACCCAGACUAAUUUUCCACUUACAUAGACCACAACACUACUGGCUGAAAAAGCAGAAGACUUUAUGAUAAGGUCACCUACACUACAGGGGACAACUGGAUGAAAAGAGAAAAAUCAGCUCUCUGCUGCAAGGUUUUCAUCGUCUGACUUUUGGCAAAUAAAAACAGCUAGUAACUGCUGUUUGUCUCUGAGGGAAGAAAAUGAUAGUCCUCAAUUGUUUAAUAUAAAAUAUUAAUUAUCUGAUUCCUCAAUUCUUCUUAAAUGCAAUGAGUCACUUUCCUUUCAUCUCUUAUAUACAUUUUUCUUUCAGUUACUUUAGUCUAUACUCAUAUUCAUAGCAUGCUUAAGUUUCCCAUAAGUCUUAAUAGAAAGUAUUUUUCAGAGACUAAAAGGUUUCCACAAGACAUACUAAUGGUUUCACACUAGUCACCAACUUGAUUUUUUCUGCUUCUCAGCUGUCUUUAGUUUCACAGUCCAGAGACCAUCUGUCUAGACAGGUGUUAUCUCACUGGUAUCUAAAAGUAGAAACUGAACAUCAUUAUUUCUGAAAUCUAUUUAGAAACUGCAACUCUAGUGAUAAAGCAGUACUGGUGUAUGUUGUGCACUGUUACAAAUCACUUCUUUAGAACAGAUGGAUUAAAAAAUGGCUUAUUUUGCAUGAGCCAGCUGUGAACUCAAGUAGAGAAUAGGAAUUGUGGAUGUCGCUUACACUGCACAGAAAAGUCAAGAAAUUUGCCAGAUAUAUCAAAAGGAGUUUGUUAUGAGUAGGCAUUUAUCUCAUGGGUUUAUUUUUUUAAAUAAUGUCCACUGUUAAUACAGGGAAAGACAAAUAUGAACUGAUCUUAAAGAUAUUCAUAUAAAAGUUUAUUUUACUAAAACUAUUUCAAGGCCUACAGAUUUAUGGGCCUUGACUAUACUCCACAAAUUUUAGCUUGAAAGCCUUCAUUCUCUUAAUUACAUAUUCAAAAUACCUGGGUAUUGAUAUUUGAGUCUUUUCUAUGGUGUAGUAUUGGAUAACUUAUUGUUGUGAACAAAUUUAAUGAUAAUGUUGCAAAAGAAUAGUAAAUUCCAUUGCAUAGUCAUACUCUCCCACCCCAGGAAAGUUCUUUCCAACAUAAAAACAUACAUGUGUACACACACACACACAUUGCAUAGGCACUUAGUACAGUGCUAUACACAUAUUAUACAAUCUGGUAUUGUGUUCAUUGCCCAGACUCCCACUUCCUAGCUAAGUUGCUUUGGGACCUUUACUUGAAAUUGUGAUGUCCCAGUAUUUGCUGUUUUUCUAUGUAAAAUAGGGAUAAUAAACCUUUCCUAAACCAUAAGGUUGAUGUGAUGAUAAGUGACACAAUACAUAUAAAUCACUUAAAAAAACUGACAUUUAAUAAGAAGGUAAUAAACGUUAGCUGUUAUCAUUGCUGUUAUUAUUUCUGUAUUCAAAGUAAGUUGGCAUGUUUUGUUACAAAUCACUUGAACUCAAAGUACAUUUUCCUAAAGGAAAAAUAGAUAUCAAAUUUGGACAGAUUAGGUUGAAAUUUCUAUUAUUUCAUAGUUAAUGUUGGUAUCUUGGUUCAAUAAAUCGUAAUUUAAAACAUACUUUUUAUGACAAAGUAUGGAUUUGAGUUAAAAUCAUUAAACAUUUGGGAAAAAAUUUUUAUAAAGUAAUGACAAAAACAAUCAAUCAAUGCUGCUUUAGGACCUGAAAACAAUAUUUUUAAAGAGAGAGGAAACAACUUAUCUUUCCAAAUAAAUACUUUUCUAUAUGUGGUUUAAAAUAUUUUUCUUUCUCUCUCUCUCUCUUUCUCUUUUUCUUUGCCAGCCCUGCUUCCAAAAAAAACCAUAGAUAAGAAAUAGUAUAAAGCAAAUUCCAGAGUGGUGGGGGGAACCCAAGGUAAAGAAUCAAAUCAUGUGCCUUUAAAGGAUUGCCAUUUAAUGCCAUUCAAGAUCUACUAAGCAUCAUUUUUGCAUGACUACUGCAAAAGGAUUACUUUACAAAAACCAGUUCCUUUGUCAAGAGCAUACUUUGGACCCUGUUUUCAGAAAGCAGGGAACUCUUUAAUGAAGAAACACCAGAGCUGUUAAACCCAUUGAGACACAGAAGAUUCUAGUGACCGACGAUGGCUUCCUCCUGGAAACUAAUGCUGUUUCUGUCAGUCACCAUGUGUCUUUCCGAAUAUUCAAAAGCUCUUCCUGGUCUCUCCACUUCAUAUGCCACUUUGUUAAGAAUUAAGAAGAGUUCAUCUUCAUCUCUCUUUGGUUCCAAAACCAGACCACGAUACAGCAGCCCUCCAUUGGGAACACUGAGUGCUUCUUCACCCAGCUGGCGAGGGGCAGCUCAGCAUUAUUAUUCCCCCGUCAAUCUUUAUCAUUCCUCAGAUGCCUUCAAACAAGAUGAAAGUGUGGACUAUGGGCCAGUUUUUGUGCAAGAACCAGAUGAUAUUAUUUUUCCAACUGAUUCUGAUGAAAAGAAGGUAGCACUGAAUUGUGAAGUUCGUGGCAAUCCAGUUCCCAGUUACAGAUGGCUUCGAAAUGGAACAGAAAUAGAUCUGGAAAGUGAUUAUCGCUACAGUUUGAUAGAUGGCACCUUCAUUAUAAGCAAUCCAAGUGAAGCAAAGGAUUCUGGUCAUUAUCAGUGUCUAGCAACCAACACUUUGGGGAGUAUUCUUAGUAGAGAAGCUACACUUCAGUUUGCCUAUCUGGGGAAUUUUAGCGGCCGGACAAGAAGCGCCGUCUCUGUGAGGGAAGGCCAGGGUGUCGUUCUGAUGUGCUCUCCUCCACCACACUCACCAGAGAUCAUCUAUAGCUGGGUAUUUAAUGAGUUCCCUUCCUUUGUGGCGGAAGACAGCCGGCGGUUCAUUUCCCAGGAGACAGGCAACCUUUAUAUUUCUAAAGUCCAAACAUCAGAUGUUGGCAGCUAUAUUUGUCUGGUGAAAAACACAGUGACGAAUGCUAGAGUCCUUAGUCCUCCAACGCCACUCACUCUACGUAAUGAUGGUGUGAUGGGAGAAUAUGAGCCGAAAAUUGAGGUCCAUUUUCCUUUCACGGUUACAGCUGCUAAAGGAACAACUGUUAAGAUGGAAUGCUUUGCACUUGGCAACCCCGUUCCAACAAUCACAUGGAUGAAGGUUAAUGGCUAUAUUCCUAGUAAGUCACGUCUGCGGAAAUCUCAGGCAGUGCUGGAAAUACCAAAUGUACAGCUGGAUGAUGCAGGCAUUUAUGAGUGCAGAGCUGAAAACUCACGUGGAAAAAAUUCCUUUCGUGGACAAUUACAAGUAUACACCUACCCACACUGGGUAGAAAAACUGAAUGAUACUCAGUUAGACAGUGGGAGCCCUCUCCGAUGGGAAUGUAAGGCUACUGGAAAACCCAGACCCACAUAUCGUUGGCUGAAGAAUGGAGUACCCCUCUCAUCUCAGAGUAGGGUUGAGAUGGUUAAUGGAGUAUUGAUGAUCCACAAUGUGAAUCAAUCAGAUGCUGGAAUGUAUCAGUGUUUGGCUGAAAAUAAGUAUGGAGCCAUUUAUGCUAGUGCUGAGCUGAAGAUUCUAGCUUCAGCUCCCACUUUUGCACUGAAUCAACUGAAGAAAACAAUAAUUGUUACCAAAGAUCAAGAAGUUGUCAUAGAGUGCAAACCCCAAGGCUCUCCAAAACCAACCAUCUCUUGGAAGAAAGGAGACAGAGCAGUUAGAGAAAACAAAAGAAUAGCUAUUCUUCCAGACGGGAGUCUACGGAUCCUAAAUGCUUCUAAAUCAGAUGAGGGAAAGUACGUUUGCCGAGGGGAAAAUGUCUUUGGUUCCGCUGAAAUUAUAGCUUCGCUGUCUGUAAAAGAACCUACAAGGAUAGAACUUACUCCUAAAAGAACAGAAUUGACAGUGGGAGAAAGCAUUGUUCUUAACUGCAAAGCAAUUCACGAUGCUAGUUUGGAUGUCACUUUCUACUGGACUCUGAAAGGACAGCCUAUUGAUUUUGAGGAAGAAGGUGGACAUUUUGAAAGCAUCAGGGCCCAAGCAUCCUCUGCAGAUUUAAUGAUCAGGAACAUCCUUCUGAUGCAUGCUGGGAGAUAUGGCUGCAGGGUACAGACCACAGCAGACAGUGUGUCAGAUGAGGCAGAACUUCUUGUUAGGGGUCCCCCAGGCCCACCUGGGAUAGUAAUUGUUGAGGAAAUCACCGAAAGUACAGCCACACUAUCCUGGAGCCCAGCAGCUGACAACCACAGCCCAAUCUCCUCCUACAACCUUCAAGCUCGCAGCCCAUUUUCGCUAGGCUGGCAAACAGUAAAGACAGUGCCAGAAAUCAUAACAGGGGACAUGGAGUCAGCCAUGGCUGUGGACCUAAAUCCCUGGGUGGAAUACGAAUUUCGAGUGGUGGCCACCAACCCUAUUGGGACAGGAGAUCCAAGCACCCCAUCUCGAAUGAUCCGCACAAAUGAAGCAGUUCCGAAGACAGCGCCCACCAAUGUAAGUGGAAGAAGUGGAAGAAGGCAUGAGUUAGUCAUUGCCUGGGAGCCAGUAUCUGAAGAGUUUCAGAAUGGGGAAGGCUUUGGCUAUAUUGUGGCUUUCAGACCCAAUGGAACACGUGGCUGGAAGGAAAAAAUGGUGACAUCCUCUGAAGCUUCCAAAUUCAUUUAUCGAGAUGAAAGUGUCCCUCCUCUUACUCCCUUUGAAGUGAAAGUUGGCGUUUAUAACAAUAAAGGAGAUGGGCCUUUUAGUCAAAUUGUGGUCAUCUGUUCAGCUGAAGGAGAACCCAGUGCUGCUCCCACAGAUGUCAAGGCAACAAGUGUGUCUGUGUCAGAGAUUCUUGUUGCAUGGAAACACAUUAAGGAGAGUCUAGGAAGACCACAGGGAUUUGAGGUUGGUUACUGGAAAGACAUGGAACAAGAAGAUGCAGCAGAAACAGUCAAAACUAGAGGGAAUGAGUCUUUCGUCAUCCUAACAGGAUUAGAAGGAAAUACAUUAUAUCACUUCACAGUGAGGGCUUACAAUGGAGCUGGAUAUGGGCCACCUAGCAGUGAAGUGAGUGCAACCACCAAGAAAUCCCCCCCAAGUCAAGCACCUAGCAACCUCAGGUGGGAGCAGCAAGGCUCUCAGGUUUCUCUGGGCUGGGAACCCGUCAUACCAUUAGCCAACGAAUCUGAAGUUGUGGGUUACAAGGUUUUUUAUAGGCAAGAGGGUCACAGCAACAGCCAAGUUAUUGAAACACAGAAACUUCAAGCAGUAGUACCACUCCCAGAUGCUGGAAUCUACAUUAUUGAAGUUCGAGCAUAUAGUGAAGGAGGAGAUGGAACAGCUAGUUCUCAAAUUAGGGUACCAUCAUAUUCAGGUGGAAAAAUCACAAGUGCUCAGUCGACCCUUCACACUCUCUCCACAUCUUCAUCAUCAGUCACGUUGCUCUUGGCAUUGAUGAUUCCUUCAGCCUCCUGGUGAAAACCCCUGACUUAAUUUGCUUUUGUUCGCUUUAGCUUGAUAACAGCAGUGAAUAGAGUGUAGUAUAAGUGGAGAACCAGGAUCCUGAGAUGAGCUUGAGCUUUAAAAACUUGGAACUAUACAUGGUGAACUCACAGGAGGUUAGGGGGGAAAUAUUACUUAUCCAUCAGGUUUCUCUUUGGUUUUUGUAAAUGGAGAGGACAGUUCUUAGUCCAGUAAAAAAUAUGCAGAUUGUAUGUAAUGAAUUUUUGUAAGCAAAGGUAAUUUCUGUCAAAUGUAUUCUUUACUUUUUUAAUAUGUUUGGAUUUUAUUUUAUAUCUAUGACUACGAGUGUGUGCCAUCCAUUUGUUAAGUAACUGGCCUUUAGCAGAUCUGUUUUAAGACAAAUGCAAAAGUGAGAAUGAAAAGUUUGCUUAAGACUGAGUUCAGUGUUUUUCAUUUUCCCUUUGGCUGAAUAUCUCAAUUUCCAAACCAGCAGGAAAUAUGAAAAAUGCUUCAGUGAUGUGGUCCAUUAUAAGAUAAGUACACAAAAAUUUUCUUGAAAAAUAUUGUAUGAUUGCAUAGUGAAAUAGCAAGAUUUGUCAAUAUGCUAUUCUAUAUGCACCCCUAGAGCAAGUUAUUAGGGUAGGGAAUAAGCCAUUUACAUUAGUGCAAGAUAAAUAGAAACUGAGUCCAAAUGAAUUUUAGUGCUAUUGUUUUUCAUAAAGUACUAUGUUAUCUAGCAGCAAAUAAAAUAAAUAUUUAUUUUUAAUAAUAAAAGAUGGUUUAACAUCACCAAAAAAUAUGAUCACUAAAAACUGCAGACAUGCUGCCAUGGGUGCUAACUUAAAAAUGAGAAGAGUAUGGGACACAGCGUUUCCAUUUCUUUACCUACUGCCAAAGCAGAUGUUGAAGUAGGUCCAAGGUUUUCUUCUAAUUGCAAAAUUUUGCAAAAAUUUUAAGGACAAUGAAAAUGUGUUGUGCAAAUAAUUAUGCAUAGUCUGUAGAUUAAAAUGGUUCAAGCAUAACAAAUAAAUUUUGAUUUUUAAAAACAGUUUCAUGCAUCACAUACCACUGAUAAAAUCAACUAGUAAAAUAAAGACAGUCUCUCUUGGAUAAACUGAAUUUUUAAUUAAGCUGUGGAAACAUGGCAUCAGUACAGGGAUUCAGCUAGUCUAGCCAGCUAUGCACUGUUUGAUUCUGUGGCUUGGGAAGUAAUCCUUAUUUGCUAUUUCGAAGAGUCAACUUGAGCCUGAGAGAUCUUAGAGAGCUGUUGGAAAACGAGAUGAAAAUUUUCUACUUGAAGAUAUCUUAAAGAAGUUCUAACAAACAUGAGAAUGUGCCAGAGUUGGCAUCAUACCCAUGCAAAUGCAGGAAAGGACAGUUACUGCAAAGUCAUAUGCCAGAGAAGAGCCUGGAAAAAUUAUGGUUUUAUAGGUGAUGUUAACAUGAGAACAAAAAAUAGUUUUAUAAUUUUAUAUACUUUAAACUUGUUAAUUGUAUUUGCUUCAUUAAUAACAAGCAAAAUGAAACAAUAUGGAGCUCAAAUUGCUAGCUCUCAAGGUUAAUCCUUGUAGAAUCAGAGGAGUGAUUGAAGUUUCUGUUCUCAACAUCCUCAAAUAAUAGUUUCAGAGCCACAGGAAAAGUCUGUAUGUAGGUUACAUAUUCUCUUGGGGGAAAAUUAUGUAAGACACCCUAAACAAAUAAGAAAUGAGUUAAAAGAAAGACUCGGUCAAUAGAUAUUAUAGUAAGUACUACAGAUGGUAAAUAUUUAAGCCUGUAAGUAAGUAAUUAUGACUAAGUAGCCUUUCUUGAACACCUCCUUUAAAGUGGGAGAAGCUGGACUUUGGACUUUGCAAAAACAGGGAUGCUUAAUUGGUUAGCUGACAAAACAUGAGCUCUCCCAAGUAUCGUGUAACUUUCAUGAAUGAAUUGUGCAUCUGGGAAAAAAAAGGCAGAAAGAAUAUUUUUAAUGCAAAAUAAUUUUAUGUAUUUCAUGAAUCAAGCCAUUGUCUUCAUUUUCCAUGGUGAUGUAAACCAGAUUUAGUGAAGGACUUUAAGAAUCAACUUCUUAUUUACACUCUCAGAAAGCAAAGCCCAGUAAAAUAUUAAACAAAUAAAAUGACAAAUUUAACCAAUAUUUUUAAUUAGCUGACGGAUGGUACAUAUCUGACAGAGUAUUUACACGUAGAAUGUCUGAUGUUGUAUUCUUACAGGAAUCAGAGAUAUGGAAUGUUUUUACUUAACAUACACAGAAUAUGUAUUUUGCAUCAUAAACCUAUUUAGAAAACAGGUUUUCAAUGUUUAUGUACUUAUGUGCUACAUAUCUGUUACUUUGUAGAAAUCAGAAGAGCAUUCUUAUCAAGGUACAUUAUUUUUCAGCUACAGUACUGAAUUUUUUCUUCUAUGGGAUAGUAACCACAGUCUUAAAUCACUAAAGAGACUGUAUUUUUGUAUAAUGUCAAUUGAAUAUGAAGAAAGCAACAGUCCUUAUAAUACGAAAUUUCAUGAAAGCAAAAGUUUUGCAUACCCAAAUGAAGGUACUGUGGACCCCAUGUCAAACUGUUAAAUAUACUGUGUACGAUCUGUAUAUAUACUAUAUAUAAGGUAUAUACCAUGUGGAAGGCACAGUCAAAUAAUAGUUCUGUGUACUGUUCUUGUAACAUUAGAUCUUUUUAAUAAAUAAUUCUCUUUUUAUUGACUUUUA
Macaca mulatta (Rhesus monkey) is the source of this 8930-nucleotide messenger RNA. The record is from RefSeq and is a predicted model, not a curated record. NCBI's taxonomy places the organism in Eukaryota, Metazoa, Chordata, Mammalia, Primates, Cercopithecidae.